UAGCUAUAGGCCUUCUCGCACAUGGUAGCAUCCUCAUUUGUUCCCCUAAAAAUAGGACCAGACUAGUAGACAAAUUUUUUCGAAACCCAUGCAUCUUGGUACCUGAUACUGAGACUCAAAGUUCUGUAAAUGGUGUUGCUCAAGGAUAUAUAAGAGCGAGGGUACGGGGCUUGUGGCAUCCAGUCAAGUCCGCCUUGGUUUUCACUCGCCUCAACGUAGCGCAAAGGAUAAAAAAUGGCCUUCGCUGGUCUCAAUGAUGCUGAUGUGAAAGCUGCCCUUGAUGGCUGCGCAGCUGCCGACUCCUUCGACUACAAGAAGUUCUUCAAGGCAUGCGGCCUGGCCAGCAAGUCUGCUGAUGAGGUCAAGAAGGCUUUCGCCACCAUUGACCAGGACAACAGCGGCUUCAUUGAGGAGGAGGAGCUGAAGCUGUUCCUGCAGAACUUCUCUGCUGGCGCCAGAGCACUCACUGACAAGGAGACCAAGACUUUCCUCGCCGCUGGUGACAGUGAUGGUGACGGCAAGAUUGGAGUGGAUGAGUUUGCUUCCCUUGUAAAGGCAUAAAUUCCCACAGACCAAGGUUCACCUCUUUUCAUGGAACUGCGAACUCCUUACAAGAUUCAUAAAUCAUCAGCUGAAAGAAUAUUUUUUUAUACCUUAUUUAUGAGUUGACUGCGGACUAUUUUUCCAACAUUGACUGCAUAUUUACUCCAAAUGUUACAGAUGUGCUAUAUGUUCCAAAAAUCAUGACUUGUGCAAAUUGUACAACACCAUCUGCACUUUUGAGGAAGAGUGAAAAACCAGGAAUAAAACUCUAAUGAUGUGAAGUCA
Messenger RNA from Oryzias latipes (Japanese medaka), 828 nucleotides. RefSeq names its product parvalbumin beta. Gene Ontology annotation, molecular function: calcium ion binding. Gene Ontology annotation, cellular component: cytoplasm. NCBI's taxonomy places the organism in Eukaryota, Metazoa, Chordata, Actinopteri, Beloniformes, Adrianichthyidae. The record is from RefSeq and is a predicted model, not a curated record.